AUGACGACACAUACGCACAAGCACAUUCCCACAUCGGCCACAUCACAUCCUGACAACCCGAUACCAAUGGAGCCCAUCGCCAUCCCACAAGGCACUAUGUCGCCGUCUAAGAGAUCUGUCCAUUCACAAUCACAAUCACCACGUUCGUCUGGCGACUCUCUCAGCGAGUCAAUGGCUUGGUCUGAGGGAACUCUCGAAUCAGAGGUCUCGACGCCCUCGACCGAAUUGCAAGACCAAUUCGAUAUCAUGACGCCAAAGAACAAGAAGACCUCGGGUGAGAAAGAGGGCACCAAGCGUCGCGCCUCAACACAUGUCAUCACAUCGUCAGCCGACCAAAUUCGCAAAUUACUCGGAACUGGAGAGACUGGUACCAAGUUUUUGCAGAACUACUGCUGUGGACCUGACUGCUGCAAACUCAAGAUUCUCCCUCCGGACACAACCCGUCCCGGUUUUAUCCCUGUUGUGGUCCCUGACAACGACGCCUACCGAGGUCUCAAUCUAAACAUCAACGCAUUGACUCUUGACACCGGUCUGAGCGAUCUUGUGGAGCUACCCAAGCCUAAAAUCUCCCUAGAGCCAGUCUCCAAGGAUGAGGCUGCUGACCACCACAGCACUGUCGACGUCCAUCCCCCUACCUUUGUUCAGCCCCAUCCUCCUUACGAUGUCUACUCCGCACCGGUUUUCCACGCUCGCCAACUCACCAACGAAGGUGCAGAGAAGCGUACCGUGCACUUCGAUAUUGACAUCACGGAUUACCCUAAGGAAGGAGACAUCGAUUUCAAGGUCGGCGGCGCUGUAGGUAUCUGUCCUCCAAAUGACGCUUCAUCCGUCGACACCAUCUUCAACCAUAUCGGAACCCCUAAAUUCGUGCGAGACAAGCCCGUCGUACUUAAGACAGAAGGAGGACGAUGGCCUACAAUCUGGGGCGAUGAGAAGCCUCGUGAGCUGCUGACCACACGCAGAGAGCUUCUGACAUGGUGUGUUGAUAUCGCAUCAUCUGCACCUACCAAGCAGCUCUUCCGUGUUCUGGCCGAAUAUGCAGACGCAAAGAAUGAGCGCAAGAUUCUGGAAUAUAUGUGCAGUGCUCAAGGACAAGGCGCUUUCUGCGAUCUUCGCAUCGGUCCGAGCAUCACUCUUAUUCAGCUUCUCGAAGCCUUCCCUUCAUCGAGACCGCCAUUCGAGAUGCUUGUCAGCUGCUUGAAUCAGUUGAUGCCUCGCUUCUACUCUUUGUCCAACGAUCCACACGUAUCUUCAGACAGAGAAGGCCUUGCAGGCAGACGUAUUAUCGAGAUCGCAGUCACUGUUCACGAAAAUCCCAGCUGGGGUGGAAAUAUGCGAACUGGAGUCGGAUCUGGUUACCUAGAGCGUGUUGCCCGAUACUUUAUCGAUGCCGAGAAGAAUGCAAAGCAGUCGGGUGGUGAACUUGAGAUGCCCAGUGUACGCAUUCCCAUGUUCCGUGGUCUGAUGGCAAACCCCCUCUCAAAGAAGUUUGACUCGGAUGGCCCGAUGAUCAUGAUUGGCGCUGGAGUUGGUAUGGCACCCUUCCGAGGCUUCAUCCUCAACCGUCUCCGCAACUCGAAGUGCGCCAACAAGAUCUGGCUCAUCCAGGGUGUGCGCGACUCGACCUUGGACGAAAUCUACUCUGGAGAAUUGGGUGACCACGAACAACAGAUCAAGAGAGUUGUACAGUCUCGUGCCAAACUUCCGCCGGUUGAUCAAAGUGAUGAUGGUGUGGUCGACAUCCAGCCAAAGAAGGGCGGUGAAGUCACCGGCAAGGUUGUCUCAGACUCUCAAGCGAACAAGGUAGCCAAGUACGUCCAGGAUGAAGUCCGUCUGCAGGCAGACAUCGUCUGGUAUGUCAUCAAUGCUCUUGAUGGCCGCAUCUUUGUAUGUGGAAGCUCGAGAGGCAUGGGCGAAGGUGUAGAGGAAGCUCUUAUCGACGUGGCUAUGGACAAGGGCACCCUUAACUUCGAGGAAGCCAAGGACUUCUGGGCGCAGAAGAGGGACGAUGGUCAAUAUGUUGCAGAAACCUGGUAG
This is a messenger RNA of Aureobasidium subglaciale EXF-2481, 2037 nucleotides long. RefSeq lists its product as uncharacterized. The record is from RefSeq and is a predicted model, not a curated record. Gene Ontology annotation, biological process: homocysteine metabolic process. Gene Ontology annotation, molecular function: [methionine synthase] reductase (NADPH) activity; FMN binding; flavin adenine dinucleotide binding. Lineage: Eukaryota; Fungi; Ascomycota; Dothideomycetes; Dothideales; Saccotheciaceae. The transcript is spliced from 2 exons. The coding region runs from base 1 to 2037 and encodes 678 amino acids. Gene Ontology annotation, cellular component: cytosol.